AUGCCUAGCAGAGUUCCCGCCCGUUCAACUUCUGCCUCGACGCGCAAGAACUCCGCGCAACCAUCCGCUUCCGGGCGCGCAGCGUCGGUGACGCCUUCAUUCGCUGUUCCCGAUGAGCCCGCCUUGCCCGAGGCAGUCCCCACCCUGCGACGAGAUAUCUGUGCCAUCUUCGCCGACGCCCAACGCUCGACCACUGGACACCGAAAACUUGUCGUGCGCCUUCGCAAGCUCCAGGAGUCCUGCUGCGGAAUCACGCAAAAGAGCUCAAAGAAGGAUGGAAAGCGGGAACAGAGUCGUUCGGAGCUGGUGCUGCCGUCCGAGGAAACAAUCCCCGAGAAAGAGUUCAACACAGAAGUCGGCCGCUGCGUGCUGCGCAUUCUGCCUGUCAAGAAAUCAGAGCCGGUAGGCGACCGGAUCCUACGGUUCCUGGGCACAUUCCUGCACCAAGCCUCCGAGAAAGACGCCGAGUUGUUUGCGUCGAACGAGGACAAUGACGACCUCGAAAAUGUAACAGAGACCCCGACUGCCCGCUUGGCCACGACCUUGGUCAACCUCAAUAUACCCCUGUUGGUCGCGAAGGACAAGACCGUUCGGUUUCGCGCGACCCAGAUCGUCGCGCAUAUCGUCAACUCGCUCGAGACGAUAGAUGAUGACCAGUAUCACGCUAUCCGCCACGGCCUUCUGAAGCGCAUCCGCGACAAGGAGCCCGCUGUCAGAGUGCAGGCGGUGAUGGGACUGGGCCGACUCGCCGGCAAUGAUGACGACGACGAUGAUAACGAUGAGAGUUCCCGAGCAAUCCUGGAAAAAUUGGUCGACAUUAUGCAGAAUGAUACCAGCGCCGACGUGCGGAAGACGCUACUCAUCAACCUACCGCUGGUCCCGGCCAUCCUCAAGUAUCUCCUCGAACGAGCCCGCGAUCUCGAUGCACCGACCAGACGAGCAGUAUAUGCGCGUCUACUCCCUAGCCUCGGCGAUUUCCGACACUUGUCGCUGUCAAUGCGAGAAAAGUUGCUGCGCUGGGGCCUGCGCGAUCGUGACGAGAGUGUCAGAAAAGCGACGGGCAAGUUGUUCUACGAUCGCUGGAUUGAGGACUGUGCUGGUACCAACAAGGAUCCCGAAGCUGGACCCGUGGGCCAGCGUUCUCCUCCCGACACCUCGGCGCUUCUCGAGCUGUUGGAGAGAAUCGAUGUGGUCAACUCCGGUGUGGAGUCCGGGAUUGCUCAUGAAGCUAUGCGUGGCUUCUGGGAGGGCCGCCCCGAUUACCGAGAAGCCGUGGUCUUUGACGAGCCCUUCUGGGAAUCUCUGACGGCAGAAUCUGCCUUUCUCAUCCGCUCAUUCAACGACUUCUGCCGCGUCGAGAACGAGGGCAAGUAUGACAAACUCGCCGAUGAGAAGAUACCCGAAGUUACGGCGCUGGCAUUCUAUCUACACAAAUACAUGACUAGCCUUCUGCAGAAGAAAAAGUCCGUCAAAGAGGCCGGCGAUGCCAACGAGGACGACGCCGUUGAGAACGAAUUCAUCGUGGAGCAGCUGCUGCAUAUUGCUAUGACUCUCGAUUACAGUGAUGAAGUUGGCCGUCGCAAGAUGUACUCUCUCUUGCGCGAGUCUUUGGCCGUGCCGGACUUACCCGAGGAGUGCACAAAACUUACCGUCGAAACAUUGCGGUUUGUCUGUGGACCAAAUGCUGCUGCCGAGAACGAAUUUUGCAGUGUUGUUCUUGAAGCUAUUGCCGAGGUGCACGACACAAUCACUACGGAGGAUAGCUUUGUUUCUGCUAAGUCGGAGAUCAGCGAUGCCAGUUCGUCUCGCGCCCGAUCGGAGACACCCCAAACCGAAGAUGAGAAGCCUUUCAACAAAGAGGAGGCUAAGGCGAAGGUUCUUCGAGAGAUUGUGGUGAAUAUGAAGUGUCUUCAUAUUGCCCUCUGCAUGCUGCAGAAUGUCGAAGGCAAUCUUCAGGCCAAUAUGAACUUAGUAACCAUGUUGAAUAAUCUGGUUGUCCCUGCCGUGCGGAGUCACGAGGCUCCGAUUCGUGAGAGGGGUCUUGAGUGCCUGGGACUUUGUUGCUUGCUGGACAAGACCCUGGCGGAAGAAAACAUGACUCUGUUUAUCCACUGUUACAGCAAAGGGCACGAACUUCUGCAGGUCACUGCUAUCCACAUUCUCUGCGACAUGCUGGCUACGCAUCCCACCUUGCUCACCCCCGUGACUCAAUCCGAUGGAGAGACGGUAACACCACCGGUCUUCCAAAAGCCGUUGCUGAAAGUCUUUGCCAGAGCAUUGAAGUCCAGCUCCCCGAACAGCGUGCAGACGGCCGCCGCCACUGCCCUUUCCAAAUUACUACUUACAAGCGCUUUCAACCCUGGCGGAGCUAAUGUGCCCCCGGCCAUCCAGGAGUAUAACCAGGCUGCUAUCGAGACGCUUCUGCAAUCCCUUGUUGUUUCCUUCUUCCACCCUCGCACGCGUGAUAACCCUGCGCUUCGACAGGCCCUGGCCUAUUUCUUCCCCGUCUACUGCCAUUCUCGACUGGAAAACGCACAGUACAUGCGCCGAGUGGCCGUGCAGGUCGUUCGGGCGACAUUAAAUGCCGCCGAAGAAUACUACUCGCUGGAAGCCGAGGAAGACAGUGAUGGUGAUAUCGACGAGACAGUCGGACAACGAGAGCUGAAGGCCCUCAUGAGCGGUGUGCUGGGCAUGUUGGCGGAAUGGACCGAUGAGCGGAGAGUUAUUGGUUUGGGCGGAGAGAAGGUCCUUGCGGGCCAACCAACUAGCUCGACAGCAUGUGGCUUCGUUCAUCUGGAGCUGGUGAAGGACAUCCUCGAGCGGGUGCUGGGAAUUAGCACAGGCACCAAUCGCUGCUCGAAAGAAGAGAAGAAGCUUCUCUUCUCCCUCCUCAGCAAACUCUACAUUACAGCACCUGUGGUUCCCUCCCGCGCUGGAUCUCGUGCUCCCGAAGGCGAGGACCCAUUGCGUUCCAGUGUGCGCAGCGCACAGCCGGAGAUCUCCCCCGAGAACGUCACCCUCGCUCAGGAGGUCAAGGAGCUGCUAGACGAGACGAUCGAAGAGGGGCUGGCUGCCGAAGCCGCCAGCCGCAAUGCCCUGGUCAAGGCGAAGAACUCGAUCCUCAAGCUAUUGGCGGCGGCCAAUGGUCGUCCUGCCAGUGUGAGGAUGCGAGAAGGCGACGAAGGCGACAGCGAUGUCAUGAGCGUGCGAUCGAUGAGCGUGCGGUCCGGCAGCGUGCGGCCCUCCAUCGAGCCGGGGGCGAUGCGUCGCGGAUUCUCGGUUGAGCCGAGCAUUAUUGAGGAGGAAGACGAGAACGAGGACAGUCAUACGACGGUGAUCAAGGCGGAAACUCGCGACGAGUAA
Messenger RNA from Aspergillus uvarum CBS 121591, 3363 nucleotides. RefSeq names its product condensin subunit YCG1. The transcript has 2 exons. The coding region runs from base 1 to 3363 and encodes 1120 amino acids. NCBI's taxonomy places the organism in Eukaryota, Fungi, Ascomycota, Eurotiomycetes, Eurotiales, Aspergillaceae. Gene Ontology annotation, biological process: mitotic chromosome condensation. The record is from RefSeq and is a predicted model, not a curated record. Gene Ontology annotation, cellular component: condensin complex; condensed chromosome.